Aspergillus aculeatus ATCC 16872 is the source of this 1062-nucleotide messenger RNA. Its product is annotated as GOLPH3/VPS74 family protein. The transcript has 4 exons. Gene Ontology annotation, molecular function: phosphatidylinositol-4-phosphate binding. NCBI's taxonomy places the organism in Eukaryota, Fungi, Ascomycota, Eurotiomycetes, Eurotiales, Aspergillaceae. Gene Ontology annotation, cellular component: trans-Golgi network; Golgi cisterna; cytosol. Bases 1 to 1062 code for a protein of 353 amino acids. Gene Ontology annotation, biological process: Golgi organization; Golgi vesicle budding; retrograde vesicle-mediated transport, Golgi to endoplasmic reticulum. The record is from RefSeq and is a predicted model, not a curated record.
AUGGCCUCAGCCGGGGGCUUGACUCGCCGGAGAGGUGGCGGUCGAGUCGCUGGCGCAGAAGACAAUGAUGACAGCAGAGUCUCUUCGCCCAUAUCGAGAAACGGUUCGUCGCUGGACAACCGCGUCCCCGAAACGUCAUUCACCAGCGCCGAAAAUGGUCAUAAGAUCGCGUUCGACCCCCGAGACAUCAGCGAAACGGAGGAGCGCAGCAAACAGCCUAAGCUCACCCUGAUGGAGGAGGUACUUCUACUGGGAUUGAAAGAUAAACAGGGCUACCUUUCGUUCUGGAAUGAGAACAUCUCCUACGCCCUGCGAGGGUGCAUCGUGAUCGAACUGGCCCUCCGCGGUCGCAUCAGCAUGCAGAAGGAUUCCUCUCGACGACGUUUCCCCUUGGCCGAUCGGGUGAUCGAGGUGAUCGAUGAUACGCUGACGGGUGAGGUCUUGCUGGACGAGGCGUUGAAAAUAAUGAAGUCGAGCGAGAAGAUGAGUGUCAACUCCUGGAUCGAUCUACUGAGCGGUGAAACAUGGAACUUGAUGAAGAUUGGUUACCAGCUGAAGCAAGUGCGCGAACGUCUCGCCAAGGGCUUGGUCGACAAGGGCAUCCUGCGCACCGAGAAACGCAACUUCCUCCUCUUUGAUAUGGCUACACACCCCGUGGCUGACGGCGGCGCCAAGGACGACCUCCACCGCCGUGUCCGCAACAUCUGCAGCAGUCGCACCGUCAUCCUUCCCGGCAACGCCUGGCUUCCCGAGGACGCCGAAUUCCGCUACCUGCGGACGAUCACCAUGGUAUGCGCCGCGUAUGCGGCCAAUGUUCUGGAGAAUGCGCUGGUCACAAUGAGCCACGAGGCUCGGGAACGGGCAUUUGCGCAGGUGGAUGAGUUGUUGGCCGAGUACUCGCAGUGGCCGUUCGGCCGGAGGGCAGGUGGCUCGCAAGCCAUCGGAGCCAAUCUGGCGCAGGCCAUUAAUGACGAGGUGAACAAGGCUAAGGACAAAGAGCUCCAGUUGGAGAUUGUGGCGGCAUGUUUGAGCGUUUUCACUAGACUUGAUUCUCUACUGUAA